Molecule: messenger RNA, 708 nt
Organism: Brettanomyces nanus
Lineage: Eukaryota; Fungi; Ascomycota; Pichiomycetes; Pichiales; Pichiaceae
Exons: 1
Coding region: 1-708 (235 amino acids)
Cellular component (GO): mitochondrion
Molecular function (GO): flavin adenine dinucleotide binding; flavin-dependent sulfhydryl oxidase activity
Source: RefSeq, a predicted model, not a curated record
AUGAAGUUUCUUAUCCACAGGCCCCGUAGCGGUUCCAUUAUGAAGCUCGUGCGGUCACCGGCGAUCGCCAUUAUUACUUUGUUUCUUGUGACUACUAUACUUUACGUUAUAUCAACGACAUCAUUCAACGAUACCUCUAAGGGUCUUGAUCUUUCACCAGAAAAGCUUAAGGAUAGGGCAUUAAAUGUGUUUAAUAAAGAAAAAUCUCAAGUUUCGAUGGACGUUGAUAUUCCGUUCAUGCCUAAAAUGGGAAACGAGACUCUCAGAAUCGAAUUGGGACACGCAUCUUGGAAAUUGUUCCACACCAUUUUAGCCAGAUACCCGGAUGAACCUACAGAAACAGAGAGAGGGCACCUAAGCACUUAUAUAAAAUCGUUUGCUCAGGUUUAUCCGUGUGGAGAUUGUGCAAGACACUUUGUCAAAUUGCUCAAAAAGUAUCCCCCACAACUCAACUCGCGGAAAAAUGCAGCAAUUUGGGGAUGCUUUAUUCAUAACCAGGUCAACGAGGUACUUCACCACCCAAUAUAUGACUGCACAAGCAUCCUAGAAGACUACGAUUGUGGAUGUGGUGCUGAUGAAGAGUCGGAAGAUUAUACUUUACAUGGUAAGACGAUGAAAGAUGUUCAAGCAGAGAAGGAUGAGAGCGAGGCUAAAGAGCAUCUAGAUAGUAUUCAAGUGGAAAGUAAGGAAGAACAUAUAGGUGGCUGA